Molecule: messenger RNA, 1096 nt
Organism: Cyprinus carpio (common carp)
Lineage: Eukaryota; Metazoa; Chordata; Actinopteri; Cypriniformes; Cyprinidae
Product: peptidyl-prolyl cis-trans isomerase A-like
Biological process (GO): protein peptidyl-prolyl isomerization
Molecular function (GO): peptidyl-prolyl cis-trans isomerase activity
Source: RefSeq, a predicted model, not a curated record
CUUGACUCGACCAUAGAAGAACAUGUCACGUGCUGUGUGAGUUUGUACGGUAGUGUAACGUUACGCCAGUUCUAACCUUGAUCGCUGAUUUUUAUAUGUAUUCGUUGAUGAGUUUUAAACCCUACAGCAAGAAUGUUACAGAUGAAAAAUCGCUUGAAAUAUUGCUCUGUCGCAGUCGCGGCGAACAGACUGGUUUCAGGACCGGUGAAGAACCCUGUUGUCUUUAUGGACAUUGCAGCUGACGGCGAGUUCAUUGGAAGAAUAAUUAUUGAGCUUUAUGCUGACGUCGUACCAAAAACAGCGGCAAAUUUCCGGGCCCUUUGUACAGGAGAGCAUGGCUUUGGAUAUAAGGGCUCAGCAUUCUACAGGAUCAUCCCUCAGUUCAUGUGUCAGGGUGGAGAUUUCACUCAUCAUAAUGGAACUGGUGGAAAAUCUAUUUAUGGAAAGAAAUUUAAAGAUGAGAAUUUCAAGCUGAAACACACUGGACCAGGUGUUCUGUCUAUGGCAAACUCUGGGCCAAACACAAAUGGAUCCCAGUUUUUCAUCUGCACUGCAAAAACAGAAUGGCUUGAUGGCAAACACGUUGUUUUUGGGCAGGUCAAAGAGGGAAUGCAGACGGUCUCUUUAAUGGAGUCCUGUGGCCUACAUGGUGGAGGAACUGUAAAGAAGAUUGUCAUCACAGACUGUGGAGAACUCAAGUAACCAAGAAUGUGUAUUCAUUUUAAUGUGAUCAAACGGUUUCACAACAAAAAUGCUUAUGCAUGUAAAGUAAAUUAUAUUCUUUUUUUUUUUUUACAUUUAUGUUACCUAAGUACCUAUUGCCAUUUUAAUGUGUCUGUCUAUGGAUCCAUUAAGGUGUUUUAUGCUUACUAGGUAAGCAAAUGAUUCAGUAUUUAUGGUGAUUACUUACCCCUACACAACAAAUCUUGCUUAUGGGUCAAAUGCCAUGGGCCAUAAGGAAAUUUAUACUGUUAAAGCUUUUUUUUUUAAAUUAGGAUAAAAGCUAAACAGAGAUUGUUUACUUUCUAAGAACCAUGCCAAAGAAACCCCAGGAGGUUUUUUUUUUUUUAAAUAAAUAAAUUACACAUGAAACUGG